Molecule: messenger RNA, 1422 nt
Organism: Penicillium digitatum Pd1
Lineage: Eukaryota; Fungi; Ascomycota; Eurotiomycetes; Eurotiales; Aspergillaceae
Source: RefSeq, a predicted model, not a curated record
AUGACGGAAGAUGUGGGUUAUGAAGUUGCGAAUCAGCUGGAAAGUCUGACGGCGCAGUCCCCGGCUGUUCAAGAUACAUCCAAUGCAUCAGCUUCUCAGAAUUCUCUGUUUGAUGAACCGGAAGAAGCUGACAAAAGAAUCCCGACUUCAAAUGAAUCAGAUCUAACCGACAUCGACGAUUUGGCUCUGCAAGAUGUAACAGAUAGUUUCUUUGUGACCCAGUCAGGUUUGGCCGAAAUUCCUUUCGUCAAUCCCAUUGCACCGCGCGUCAGUUACCAAGUCUCUGCGUCGGGCGAAGUGAUGAUUAUUGAAGACACCAAAACUCCCAAACCAAACGCUCCUGCCCCAGUACCGCGGCCGAGUCCUCCUUCUGCAUUCUUAUCAUUUGAUCGGCUCGCUCAUGGAUUACCGCCAAAGGCAGCCUCGUCGCCUACUACAACUUUAACUCCUCCGUCACUCGCAGUAGAGUGCAUCGUGGGCCCAAAGCAGCCGAUCCCGGCGCAGAUCCUCGAGCUUCUUGAGGAGUGGCAUGAGGAAUCUCCUUACAUCGAGCAUCCUUCGGCUUUGACUGGCCGUGCUCCAUCAACAUGGAAAAACUUCCAAACAUUCAGUGAUGAUGGCGAUGAAUGCGAGCUAUCACUCUUCCAAAUCUCAGUAAAAGGUCAGGCCCGACGCACCAUAACAUAUCGCAUUGUAAUCCUUCAUGCACAAAAUGGACCGGAAGAGCUUGUUGUGUAUGGACAACCCCGGCCGAAUUUCAGGGGCCUCUUGACGAAGGGUACCAAGGGAUUGUAUCUUUUAGAUUGGAUUGAACUCGAGAGAAAAGGGGAAGUUCAGGCUUGCGGGCUAAAAUUGUGGAGGACAGACGAGAAGAAGAUUUCAUUCAGUGCAUCCAUGUUUGAUGACGCACGCAAGUGCACUCGGCUCCCCGGUCCCAACGACAUUUUCAACACUCGUCUGCCAAAUUCUACUCCAAAAAAGCAUACCGACGCAAAUGAGGAUUACGAGGAUGCUGGGUCCAUCUCAUCUGAGGCCCCCUUUUCUCCCUCAAGAUCUAGACGUCAAGCUUCGACAAACAGUUUUGCCACAGCUGAGAAUAGAAAUAAGGAGAGGGCUGCAACUGCAUCACGCCCGUCGUGGUACAAGACCAUUUCACCCGUCCCCACUUUUGAUAGUCGCGAUGAACUCCGUUCUCUUGAGAGUCCUUGGAAGCCGCAAAAGAGACGCCGUAGCACCUGGAGCUCCAACGAGGAAGCAUCUGCACCUAUGUGCUACAAGCUACUGUCAGACGCAUCAGACCAGGUCCGCGUUUUCAAGACAGAUGACGCGAAGGUUCUGUUUGAAAAGGCCCGCGAGUUUUACAAGGGCAUGGACAAGCGUUCAGGACUACUUUUCACAGUCUCUGGUGUUGAAGGAGUCUGA